Molecule: messenger RNA, 1626 nt
Organism: Rhododendron vialii
Lineage: Eukaryota; Viridiplantae; Streptophyta; Magnoliopsida; Ericales; Ericaceae
Product: peroxidase P7-like
Exons: 3
Coding region: 20-1297 (425 amino acids)
Biological process (GO): response to oxidative stress; hydrogen peroxide catabolic process
Molecular function (GO): heme binding; peroxidase activity
Source: RefSeq, a predicted model, not a curated record
ACUGCCAUUUGAAAACAACAUGGCCACUUCUGUUGUUCAUUCUUCUGUGUGUAUCGUUGUUUUCUUUUCCAUAGUUGCCCUAAUCCCUGCUUCGUCAGGACAGUACCCUACUUCGUCAGGACAGUACCCUAGUACUUCCGGUAAUUGCUACCCAGCUUAUACGUCAGGAACAUCACUAACUCCUGAUUAUUACCAAUUCACUUGCCCAGGUAUAUUCGAUAUAGUCAGAGAUAUCGUCCAGAAGGCAAUCGAUUGCGAUCGCCGGAUGGGGGCGUCUCUUCUCCGCCUCCAUUUUCAUGACUGUUGGGUCAACGGUUGCGAUGGAUCGGUUUUGUUGGUUAACACAGCCUACUUCGUCGGUGAGCAAUCGGCUAUUCCCAACAUUAAUUCACUAAGGGGAUUUGACGUGGUUGCUGCUAUAAAAUCUGCGUUAAACAAGAAAUGCCUAUGUGGCAAUGUGGUUUCAUGUGCCGAUAUCUUAGCUAUUGCAGCUAGCCAAUCUGUUGAAAUUUUGGGAGGUCCAUGCUACCAAGUAUUGCUAGGCAGAAAGGACUCAUUAACAGCAAGUGAAGCGGCCGCAAAUGCUGACCUCCCAUCCCCAUUUGCCAGCAUCGCAUCCCUCCUCGCUAACUUCGCAGCUAAAGGUUUCGGGAUACAAGAGUUGGUUCCCCUCUCCGGCGCCCACACCAUUGGCCGUGCACGGUGCGGCACUUUCAAGAGCCUGCUUAACGAUAAUGAAACUAACGCCGCUUUCGCAGCCGGAUUGGAAGAGAAUUGCUUCGCUAUCGCGGCCGCCGGAGGCAACUACACGGUUCCACUCGACAACACCACAACCGUGUUCGACACGGUGUAUUUCCAGAUGUUGAAAGAGAAAAUGGGUCUGCUCCAUUCGGAUCGAGAGCUGUAUUACGGGGGUAACCAGAAGAGCGCGGAUUUGGUGAUGUCCUACAGCAGCAACCAGGCCGCCUUUUGGGCGGAUUUUGCGUCCGCCAUGAUCAAGAUGGGAAAUUUGCCUCCUUCUAGUCCCGAUGGACAAAUCAGAUGCAACUGCAGCAUACCUAAUUAUCCCUAUCCCCCAAACAGCCUCUUAAACUUUCUACCUUCAAUUUGUCCCUUCACCCAUUUUACUUGUCCCAGCAGCCCCCUAGUUAGUUUGUCCAGUUUGUUCAAUAUUGGAACUCCUCCAACUUAUUGCUCCUCCCCCGUAACUAGUUCUUCCUAUCCCGGGACUAGUUCUCCCGAUCCCUAUCCCGCGACUAGUUCUCCCUCUACUGGGACUGCAUAUCCCCCGACUUAGUUUUCUCGGUCCUCGAAUUCCAACUGGUUAAACAGACACGAUGGUUACUAUCAAAACGUUUUGAGUUCUCAAAAAAUACCGAUCACUUUCUUUGAGAUUUUGUGAGAGUGGAAUUUCCCCAUUAUUUAUAAUUGAUUAUAUAGUAUAGCACAUCACAGCUGCAUCUUGUUUACCAGCCAAUUGCAUGGAAUAAUCUCUUCUUUUCCUGCUUCUGCAGAUUGUAUUAUCAUAUUGUUUAAUGUUGAUCACGUAAUUUGUGAAGCUGAAAUACUUUUGUUGUAUUAAUAUCAUUUCUAGAUAUCAUGAAUAAAACAAGAUUUACUUUCCUA